Messenger RNA from Chroicocephalus ridibundus (black-headed gull), 4091 nucleotides. RefSeq names its product glycogenin 1 (gene GYG1). Gene Ontology annotation, molecular function: glycosyltransferase activity. Gene Ontology annotation, cellular component: cytoplasm. The record is from RefSeq and is a predicted model, not a curated record. The transcript has 8 exons. Gene Ontology annotation, biological process: glycogen biosynthetic process. Bases 141 to 1190 code for a protein of 349 amino acids. Lineage: Eukaryota; Metazoa; Chordata; Aves; Charadriiformes; Laridae.
GAUUCCUCGGGGCGGGGCCGCCGCCGCCGGCCGGCCGACGUACGGCGCGUGGCCCCGCCCCUAUAUAAGGGGCGGCCCCGGGCGUAGCGCUGGGAGCGCGGUCGCCGUCGGAGCUGUAGCCCUUCUGUGGAGCCGGCGCCAUGGCAGACCAGUCUUUUGUGACUCUAGCCACAAAUGACUCCUAUGUGAAAGGAGCGCUGGUACUUGGUUCAUCCUUGCAACAGUACAGAACAACAAGGAAGCUGACUGCACUCAUAACUCCUCAGGUCUCAGAUCCUAUGAGGAGAGUGCUGGAAAAAGUUUUUGAUGAAGUCAUAUUGGUAAAUGUCUUGGAUAGUGGGGAUUCAGCACACUUGGCGUUAAUGAAAAGACCUGAGCUGGGUGUCACAUUAACAAAGCUUCACUGCUGGGAACUGACACAGUUCUCAAAAUGCGUUUUCAUGGAUGCAGACACAAUGGUUUUGUCAAAUAUUGAUGAGCUUUUUGAAAGAGAAGAGCUUUCUGCAGCACCAGAUCCAGGUUGGCCUGACUGUUUUAAUUCUGGAGUUUUUGUUUACCGACCUUCCAUUGAAACAUACAAUCAGCUGUUACAGUUUGCCACAGAGAACGGCAGCUUUGAUGGUGCAGAUCAGGGGUUAUUAAACACCUUUUUCAGCAGCUGGGCAACAACAGACAUGAGCAAGCAUCUACCAUUUAUUUAUAAUUUGAGCAGCACUUCUGUAUAUUCCUACCUUCCAGCAUUUAAAGCGUUUGGUGCAAAUACUAAAGUGGUGCAUUUUCUGGGAAGCAUAAAACCAUGGAAUUACACAUAUGACUCCAAAACAAAAAGCAUAAAAGGCAACAUGGAUGACCCUAAAAUAGUUCACCCAGAAUUCCUCAACAUGUGGUGGGACAUCUACACAGCUGAUGUUUUACCACUACUAGAACAGCAUGGAAUUGUUAAAGAAAGUAUUACAGGUGUAAGCAUGCUAUCGGGCUUGGCCUAUACUCUGGCUUUCUCUUGUGGCUUCUGUAGAGAGGCAGAGGUUACAGAGGCAGUGUCCCACAUAUCACUAUCAGCAUCAUCACCAGUAUUACCAACCGUAUCUUCAGAAGAACGCAAGGAACGGUGGGAACAGGGCCAAGCUGACUAUUUGGGAGUGGAUUCCUUUGACAACAUCAAGAAGAAACUUGAUACCUACCUUCAGUAGAAAUGCCUGUCUCAAACAGUGGUGAUGCAAGGACUUGUUCCAGAACUAACAGCUAGAAAGGUGUAGAUGGUGGUCAGUUACACUUGCUAGUAGCUUGAUGAAAAACUUCUUGGCUGAAGGCCUCUGCAGUGCUACAGAUGAAGAAUGAGCAAAAGCUAGGAAGCAGAAUUCCUUGGGCCACCUAUAACUGCCCAAUUUCCAAUUCUCCCUACUAGAUAAAACCAGGUAUUUUCAGCUUAAAUUUUCUUCUGUUGUGAUCAAUUGGCUCAACAUAUUCCUUGAAACUGGGUUUGUUACCUCACCUCAUUAAGGUGGUUAGCAGUGAUUCCUUUGCUUGCUGUUUUAGAAGUAAAAUCUUAUUCAUGGGAUUGCUCAUACACUAGAGUGGUAGCCAUUCUGCUUUACCAAAAAUGUAUUAAUGACACUGGGAUACAUACAGAUGUAACAGUAAUAGCACUGCUUUGCUCUUCCAGUCACAAUUGCACUGAAGUUUUGACCAGGUUCUUACGCACAGUGCCUACAGCAUGGCAGAAUGCAUUUUUCAGUUCUGUACACUAUGGGACUAGUAAACUGAGUUUUAUCUGUUACUUGCAAUGUUUCACUUGAUACAAAAAUAAAAAGUUGUCAUGCAUUUCUGGCUUCCCUAAACUCUUGAGCAAUUAAAAAAAAAAAAGGGAGCUCUGAAGCAGUCCAACUAAAAUAUUCAACAGAUAUAACCCUUGAGCUUUGCUAGGGCUACUCCAGCUAUCAUUAGCAAGUGUCCAGCUUUUAGCUCUGUAAUUAUUUACAGAGUAUACAGUCAUUUGCAAGGGAGCUGUUUAGAGCCAAUCCCUUUAUUAGCUUGCCCUCAGCCUAGGACAGAGCAGUGGAGGAAGCACCUGCUGAGGCUACUCACAUAAGCAGCACAGAGGGAUUCUUGCAGUGACUAAAGAAACUCAUCCCUAACGUAGCCCUGUGUGCUGUGAACUUGUUUUUAAACACAAUGAUGAUGCUAUUAGUUUCACAAAGAAAGACUAAGUAGCUGCUCAAGUAACUAGCUACUGUGAUUAGGAAAACUACUCUUUCCAUCUGCAGACAGUAAAAGAAAGUGGUUUUUUUUGCCACAGUCAGGCUACACGUUGUAUUCUCAGCAGUAACAAUACCACAAUAACAAAAGCAUGCUGAAGACAGAUGGAGAUUAGCUGUUCUCCGUACUAAGUUUCAGCUCUGUCCUGUAGCCAGAAGUCUAAACAGAACCACAUUACUUAGUGUUCUGUCUUUGACAGCUGUACUCUGUACUAGUCCAGAACCACUAAGAAAAUAUUUUUUCAUUAUUUCCUGAUAAAGGAGGAUUUUGGCACCAAGCUAGUGAGGGUGCUAAACUUUUAGCCUAGAGAUAAAAUAAACAAUCAACAAGCUCUCACCCUUUGCUGGUAAAGCAGAAGACAUAAUCUGGGUAUAUGAGUUAGUUUGUUUCAACUUGUUUUCACUACUUAAUUGCUCUAAAAUUCCUUGAUCACCAUUUAGCAAAAAAUCUAAAGAUUAGGUCCAAACCAAAGUAGCUGGUAGCCAUUUAGAAGUACAUAGCAGCUGAACUCCCAGUUGUAACUAACCCUUUCCUGUGUGGGUUUUUCUUUUGCUGUGUUGUGGUUUUUUAACAGGUAAAUUUGAAGUUGUGUGAAAGCAGGAGGGAUUACUGGUUACAAUCUGUAGUGACAAAAGUAUACUUUAUCCAACAAGUACAAAUAUUGGAGUUCUGCAUGCUCACAAAAUACUCUAUGGAAAAAGGUAAAAUACUCUUUUGAAGACAGCAAAACAGUCUUACUUUUGCUCCCCUUGUCUGUAUUCAUAGUAGAGAAUAGGCACUUUACCUCUUUUUAAGCUUAAUUGGAGAGAACUGAAAGUGUAAAAGCAUGAGACUAUACCAACGUGAAAAUCUGGUUUAACACGUAAGUUUUGUUACAUUAAUAGAAGAAGAUAAGGAGAGAUGCUGAAUAAGAUGACAACCUGCAUGUUUUGGGUUAGCAAAUAUAGUUAGUAAAGAAAGAAAACCUAUGAAACCAUUCUGUCCUAGCCUCUGUGACUCAUACUAUGAUCAAGUGUUUACCCACAGCCUCAGGAAAGCGAAAGGUAUGACAUCUAUACCAAACUCUAUACAGCAUAUUUUCAAUAAAAUGACCUUUAUGUCAUUAUCUGCAACUAUUUCCUCUGUAACUACUGCAGGCAGCACUUGCAGAAAAGCAGAGAUCCCUUUUCAUCCCUUGUAAUAUUAUCACUUGAUACAUCAAACAAUUUUCUGCUCCAAAAUGUAGUUACUCAAAGCAGUAACACUAUACUCAGAACACAACUCAAAAGAAUCACAGCCCUGCUUAGAUUGCGACUCAAGUAUUGGAAUUCCAUUUUAAAAAGCAUAUAAUCUAAUCUAAGGUGUUCCUUAGAUGGUGACAACUCAGAGCAACUCUUAAAAGUUUUAGAAGCAUUUUGUUUUCAUUUACAUCUGUGUUUUAUGUAGGGGGUAAAAAAAUAACACAGAAUGGUAGAGUCUUUGGAAUUAAAAAUGUUAAGUUUGUAAUUACAAACUUUAAUUUCUAGAACAUGCCACAGAAUAUACCAAAUAGCCAAAGACUAUUUACAGAUCAUGAAAAGCAAAAAUAAACCCCAAACAACCAGAACACCAUGGUUUUUAACAACCCGUGUUAACUGAACAGCUCCAUCAAAUCAGACAGGACUUUUCUCCUCUCAGCUUUGACCUUUAACUGUUCUCUUGGAUACAUUAAUGGCUUUCUUGGGAGAGACCUUAACUAGCCAUACAGCUUAGUACUAACUCCAGUAAGUUUUUAUUUGGCUUUGGAACAUGGAAACCAUCAUCUAGUAGAGGAAAAAUGAUAUUAGUAAUUGUUUUCAUAAUCAUAACUCAGCCAC